Rhinolophus ferrumequinum (greater horseshoe bat) is the source of this 12418-nucleotide messenger RNA. RefSeq names its product SH3 and PX domains 2A (gene SH3PXD2A). The transcript has 15 exons. Gene Ontology annotation, biological process: superoxide anion generation. The record is from RefSeq and is a predicted model, not a curated record. Bases 354 to 3746 code for a protein of 1130 amino acids. Gene Ontology annotation, molecular function: phosphatidylinositol binding; protein binding; superoxide-generating NADPH oxidase activator activity. Lineage: Eukaryota; Metazoa; Chordata; Mammalia; Chiroptera; Rhinolophidae.
CGCCGGCGGGACACACCCCCGCCCCUCCUCUGCUCCGCCAGUUCCCGCCGGACCCACCGGGCGGCGGAGAGAGCGGGCGAGCGAGCCGAAGAGCGGCAGCCGCGGCGGCGCGGAAGGGAAGGGGCGCGCGGCAGGCCCACGGGGAGCCGCCCGGGGUGCACGGAGCCCGCGUGCCCUCCGGGACCGUCCCCGCCCUGGGGCCAUACCUGUGGGCGCCGGGAUCCCGGGCAGCGGCGCGCCGGGCCGGAGUGGCGGGUGGCCCCGGGGACCCGGGAAGCGGGAGAAGGAGCCGGAGCUCGGCCGGGAUGAGAAGGUGACGCCGCCGGGGGGCGCCACUCACUUUGUGGGGAAAGAUGCUAGCCUACUGCGUGCAAGAUGCGACCGUCGUGGAUGUGGAGAAGCGAAGGAACCCCUCCAAGCACUAUGUAUACAUCAUUAAUGUGACCUGGUCCGACUCCACAUCCCAGACCAUCUACCGGAGGUACAGCAAGUUCUUUGACCUGCAGAUGCAGCUUUUGGAUAAGUUUCCCAUCGAAGGUGGCCAGAAGGAUCCCAAGCAGAGAAUCAUCCCCUUCCUCCCAGGCAAAAUCCUCUUCCGGAGAAGUCACAUCCGGGAUGUAGCCGUGAGGAGGCUGAAGCCCAUCGACGAGUACUGCCGGGCGCUUGUCCGACUGCCUCCCCACAUUUCACAGUGUGAUGAAGUUUUUCGGUUCUUUGAGGCCCGACCAGAGGAUGUCAACCCCCCAAAAGAGGACUAUGGCAGUUCCAAGAGGAAAUCAGUGUGGCUCUCCAGCUGGGCUGAGUCUCCCAAAAAGGACGUGACAGGUGCCGACACCAGCGCCGAGCCCAUGAUCCUGGAACAGUACGUGGUGGUGUCCAACUAUAAGAAGCAGGAAAACUCAGAGCUGAGCCUCCAGGCCGGGGAGGUGGUAGAUGUCAUCGAGAAGAACGAAAGUGGCUGGUGGUUUGUGAGCACCUCCGAGGAGCAGGGCUGGGUCCCUGCUACCUACCUGGAGGCCCAGAAUGGUACUCGGGAUGACUCAGACAUCAACACCUCCAAGACUGGGGAAGUGUCCAAGAGACGCAAGGCCCAUCUGCGGCGCCUGGAUCGCCGGUGGACCCUGGGCGGGAUGGUCAACAGGCAGCACAGCCGAGAGGAGAAGUACAUCACUGUGCAGCCUUACACCAGCCAAAGCAAGGACGAGAUUGGCUUUGAGAAGGGCGUCACCGUGGAGGUGAUCCGAAAGAAUUUGGAGGGCUGGUGGUACAUCAGAUACCUGGGCAAAGAAGGCUGGGCACCAGCAUCCUACCUGAAGAAAGCCAAGGAUGACCUGCCAGCACGGAAGAAGAAUCUGGCAGGCCCAGUAGAGAUUAUUGGGAACAUCAUGGAGAUCAGCAACCUGCUGAACAAGAAGGCUUCGGGGGACAAGGAGACUCCACCAGCCGAAGGCGAGGGCCCAGAGGCCCCCAUCACCAAGAAGGAGAUCAGCCUGCCCAUCCUCUGCAAUGCCUCCAAUGGCAGUGCCUUGGGGGUCCCCGAGAGGACCGUCUCCAAGCUGGCCCAGGGCUCCCCAGCCGUGGCCAGGAUUGCCCCCCAGAGGGCCCAGAUCAGCUCCCCGAAUCUAAGGACACGGCCUCCACCUCGCAGAGAAUCCAGCCUGGGGUUCCAGCUGCCGAAGCCGCCAGAGCCCCCUUCUGUGGAGGUGGAGUACUACACUAUUGCCGAAUUCCAGUCGUGCAUUUCUGACGGGAUCAGCUUUCGAGGUGGACAGAAGGCAGAGGUCAUCGACAAGAACUCUGGUGGCUGGUGGUACGUGCAGAUCGGUGAGAAGGAGGGCUGGGCCCCUGCGUCCUACAUCGAUAAGCGCAAGAAGCCCAACCUGAGCCGCCGUACAAGCACUCUGACCCGGCCCAAGGUACCCCCACCGGCGCCCCCCAGCAAGCCCAAGGAGGCUGAGGAGGGUCCAGCAGGCGCUAAUGAGAGCCAGGACUCCCCGCUGAAGCUCAAGUAUGAGGAACCUGAGUAUGACAUCCCUGCCUUUGGCUUCGAUUCAGAGCCAGAGCUGAGCGAGGAGCCCAUAGAGGACAGCGGCUCAGGGGACAGGCGGCCCACCCAGCCCCAUAGGCCCUCGCCCGCCUCCUCCCUGCAACGGGCCUGCUUCAAGGUAGGCGGGUCCUCAGAGGACGUGGCCCCGGAAGAGGAGACCAUCUAUGAGAACGAGGGCUUCCGGCCAUGUGCAGAGGACACCCUGUCAGCGAGACGCUCCUCCCGGGAUAGUGACUCCCCAGGGGGCUCCCCACUGUCCCUUGCCCGGAAAAAUUCCCCCAAAUCGGGUUCCCCCAAAUCGUCAUCACUCCUAAAGCUCAAGGCAGAGAAGAACGCCCAGGCGGAAUUGGGGAAGAACCACUCGUCGGCCUCCUUUUCCUCGUCCAUCACCAUCAACACCACCUGCUCCUCCUCCUCCUCCUCCUCUUCCUUGUCCAAGCACAGUGGCGACCUGAAGCCCCGUUCUGCCUCGGACGCAGGCAUCCGUGGCACUCCCAAGGUUGGGGCAAAGAAGGACACUGACCUGAAGGCGGGGCUGACCUGUGCCCGGGCCAAGCCAUCGGUCCGGCCCAAGCCGUUCCUGAACCGAGCAGAGUCCCAGAGUCAAGAGAAGAUGGACAUCAGCACUUUACGACGCCAGCUGAGACCCACAGGUCAGCUCCGGGGAGGUCUCAAGGGUUCCAAGAGUGAGGAUUCAGAGCUGCCCCCCCAGACAACCUCCGAGGGUCCCAACGAGGGGUCUAGGAGGGGCUCGGCUGACCUCAUCACCCUCCCAGCUGCCACGCCCCCGUGUGCCACCAAAAAGGGACGGGGAGGGCAGGCCACCUCCUAUACAACAUGUAGUGCCUACCAGAAGGUCCAGGACUCCGAGAUCAGCUUCCCCGCAGGCGUGGAGGUGCAAGUGCUUGAGAAGCUGGAAAGUGGCUGGUGGUACGUGAGGUUUGGGGAGCUAGAGGGCUGGGCCCCCUCCCACUAUUUGGUGCUGGGUGAGAACGAGUCACCUGACCCCUCUGGCAAAGAGCCGGAUGCAGUAACCACCAAGAGCAAGCAGAAUGAGGGCAGGUCAGACAGCCUGGAGAAGAUCGAGAAGCGGGUCCAGGCACUGAACACUGUCAACCAGAGCAAGAGGGCCACACCGCCCAUACCCUCCAAGCCCCCUGGCGGAUUUGGCAAGACCUCAGGUGCUGGAGCAGUGAAGAUGAGGAAUGGUGUGCGGCAGGUGGCGGUGAGGCCUCAGUCGGUGUUUGUGUCCCCACCACCCAAGGACAACAACUUGUCCUGUGCCCUUCGAAGGAAUGAGUCUCUCACGGCCACGGACGGCCUUCGCGGUGUCCGCCGGAACUCCUCCUUCAGCACUGCCCGCUCAGCUGCCGCAGAGGCCAAGGGCCGCUUGGCCGAACGGGCCACCAGCCAGGGCUCGGACACACCUCUGCUGCCCACCCAGCGCAAUGGUAUCCCUGUGUCCCCCGUGCGCCCCAAGCCCAUCGAGAAGUCCCAGUUCAUUCACAACAACCUCAAAGAUGUGUAUGUCUCGAUCGCAGACUAUGAAGGGGACGAAGAAACAGCAGGCUUCCAAGAGGGUGUGUCCAUGGAGGUCCUAGAGAGGAACCCCAAUGGCUGGUGGUACUGCCAGAUCCUAGACGGGGUGAAGCCCUUCAAAGGCUGGGUGCCCUCCAACUACCUGGAGAAAAAGAACUAGUUGGGGAGGGGGGCGUGGGUUCUUCCAUCCCAAGUGUGGAUGAGUGGUGAGAUGAAGACAAAAGGGAAAGGGAAAAGGGGAGGCGGGUGGGGGAAGGACAACAUUAAACGCUGCAGAGUGUGUGACUUCAAGGACGCCCCCCUUCAGGCUGUUCCCCGGCUGAAGGCAGAAUCUGGUGAGGGCCCACAUUGAGCAGGGAAGGGAACAGGCAGGGGACACCUGGGACCAGAGAUGAGACAGCUGAGCUCCACAUGUACAUCUUGAUGACUUCACUGAUGGACUUGGCAUCAUUUGGGACAGGCCAUGUGGGAAACCCAAGUUAUGCCUUGGCUGCAAAUCUGGAAAAGAUUUGGUCGUAGGGGCCUCCUGUGCCCUGCCCCAGCCUAGCCCAGUUCCAGUUGCUGGCAUCUUGCCACUGGAUAUGGUCUUUGUAUCGUCCUCAUCUGUAAUUGUGAAUUGUGCUGGUUCCCCAGGGAUUGCCACCCCUGCCACGGCGGGUGUGGCAGAAGAUACCACUGGCUCUGGGUCUUGGAGGCAUCUCCUGUGAGCUCAGGCUGUCCCUGGGCCAGGCCACUCACUGUAAGUGUCUGUUCAUUGAAAAACCAGUUCCCCAGGUGCCACCAGGACUACCUUUCUUAGCCAUUGUGGCUUUGAGAAGAGAACCCGUGCUCCCCGGGGUGCCCAUGGAGGACCACCAGCCUGAGUUGACAGAGAAGGGGUGCGAUGCCGUGGAUGUUUUCACAGUCUGCACAGACUUUAUUCUGCGUAUUUCCGGGUGGGCAGUUCCUUUGCAUGUUUUGGGAGAGGUUUAUUGAUUUGGGUUUCUAUGUUGGGCCUUGGGUUUGGGUCUUAUUUUAGGGGUUGUUUGGGGGCCUACGGGCGGUCAGCCUCAUGGGGGAUGCGAUGGGUAGUGGAUAGGCUUUUCUGUCGUACUCUUGUAGGGAGGUUGUUUGUGUUUCACGUGCUUCCCUUCCACAAGGCAGUCAUUUCGUUUGGUUUCCACUGUGUGGACAGUGCCCGAGCAUGGCACUUGCCUGAGGGAUUGGGGGCUGGAGAAGCCCCGGCUCCCAGACACAGCGAAAUAGAGACACUGCUCUUCUGGUUCAUGCCCCACCGCAGGAGGGAGGAGGGUCUUGUUCAGGAGAGAAGGCGGCUUCACGCUACUCACUGAUCGCCCUUCUGCGUACGUUCUCCCUCCUGGGUAGGACCAAAAGCCUUACAUGUGAACUGUGGAGAAGUGGCCAUCACCCCCCACCCCAGGCUGAGGGGAGCCCGGCUGGGCCCCCUGGGCCAAAUUGCAGCAAAUACCACCAGCUGCCCCUCAGCCUGCAAGCGAUGCUACAGGUGCCUGAGAAGAUGGAGAACACUAGGCCAGGAGCUGACCUGGUCUUUCUGAGGGGCAGUGCCCCUGCGAAGAGAGAAGCGAGAGAAUAAAGUCCCUGUCAACUUUGGGUUGUGUCUUUCAAUCGUUGACAUUUCAGAGGGGACCCUCCAGAAGCCGAAGCGGCUUCCCAAGGACUCACCCUUUGCUGGGAGUGGAUUUCCACACGUGCCUUUGAUUUCAGACACAUCAGGCUUCACAGCUACCGAUGCAGCUGCCAGAAUCCUGGACUAAGGGUUGGUGUUUUCUACAGAGGAGGAAAGGCCCUCCCUCCAGCCCUGCUCCCCGACCAGGCAGUGUAUGUUGCCUGAAGAUCAGCACGGGACCCCAGGUCUUGUGUUGUCAAUAUUGUACCCCCCCCACCCCCCUGAGCCCCGAGGUCUUGCCUGGGGACCUCCCCCAACCCUCCUCCCUCGCCAUACACUGAUACCUGGCAGCUAUAGCAAACUGCUCGUAUUCUUUGUUGAAGGGCCGUGGUGAGAUUUUCUUUCCUUUUGUUUUGUGAGUUUGUUUAAAAUUGAAAUUAGUUAUUUUCUUCUGCUGGACAGUAUUCAAUAGAGCAGGAUAUGUUGAGUUAAUCUGCUAGAUUGCAGUACUAAUGGUAGUUGUGUAGUGUCUUCAUAUUAAUAUUAUUUGGACUUGUUUGAACAAUAAUGAUAAAGAAGUGGUUCAUUAUUUUUUAAUUAAUGCACUUUAAUAAGGUGGAAUGGAAAGAAACCCAGAGAGCAAAGUGCAUUACUUAAAGAUGCAGUAUAUACUUUCCUCAUUUUUAAGCAGCACAUAUUUAUUAAAAGAAAAAAAAGUAAUUUAUGAUUAUUUAAAAUAAAAUUUAAAAGUAGAGUGACUGUCGGGUUAAAGGACCGUCCACGUAGCUAUCUUCCAGGGGGAGGGCCCCAGUGGUCUCACUCCUCAAAUGUCUGCACUGAGCCAGUUCAAUCAAUAACUUGCCAGCCAGGCCAGGAAGCAGUGCAGGACGCAUCUGCCAAGCACAGAGCAUCUCAGUUGGACUGAACCACAGUGCUCCCCAUCGCCUGCCUUUCCCUGCCCCUCCUCACUGUCUGCACUGCCCCACGGGGCUCUCCACCACCCACAAGGCCUGCAUUCCCCCAGCCCCACAAGGACCCUCUCCUCUUGAUCCCCAGUGCUCUAAGUAAUAGUCAUUAAAAGUGACCUCCACGGUCACCACGCCACCCCUUCCUGUUACUGUAGCCCAAGGACGGGAAAUGACUUUCCCAAAAUCGCAUAGUUGAAUGGCAGACCUCCCCGCUGCAUCAAUCCUUGCACUCCUCCCCACCCCCAUUAUAGUUUAUUGUGUGGUCAUCAUGUUUACAUUGUGACAUCCAGCCCUGAGGAUGGCUGGGAGUUGCUCAGGCAUCCAGGAAAAGUGGGGAAUGCUGCCACCUGGUGGCAGUGUGUAGAUUUGGGCAGUGAACAGGGAUUGCCAUGCCCCAUCUUUGCACCUCGCCCCUCACCAUCACCCCCUAAUUCACAGCACAGCACAAACCCUGCAAACCAAAAGAGAAUAUUAAUACUUGAAGCAAAAAGGGUGCAUGCCAGUCUCUCUCAGAUAUGGCCAGGGGACGCCAGGCCUUGUGCCCCUGGACUCCUAGCUCUACCCAGGGCAAGAGGGCCUUUUCCUAGAGCUACUGAGCUGCUUUGUGAUGUUGGAGGGUACUGCUGGCAGCAGGUGGAGGGGGGAGGGGUCUGUGGCUCUGACCCAUCUGGAGGAAAACCACAUCGGACUGAAAAAGGAAAGAGAAAAAUGAAAUCUCAGCAGUGUCCAAACUUAGUUUUCCAUUAGUUGCGAUUGAAAAUGUGAAAUGACAUUGUAUGGCUGUAUACUGCAACUUUAAUCAUAAUGAGCCCUUCUGAGGUCAUUAUUGAGGUUUAUAUAAUGCCCGAAGAUGCAUCAUUGGUGCUUUUUCUUUCAGUUGAAAGACUUUCUUUUAUUACAAGGGGAAAAAAGUGUCUUCAUCUUUCUCCCACUUUGUAACAGCAGGCCUGGCUGGGCCCCCUGGCCCCGCCGUGUUGUUCCCACCAGGCCAAGGAGCCAUGGGGGCAGCAAGGGGUAACCCUGAACAGCAGGUGUGCCAUCUGCUCCAAGCUGCGGUGGGGCCCUGUUUGGCUAGCCCUCAGCCCCAUCCACCCCCAGCCUGGCCCCCACGGCUUCUCUCUCUUCCUCCUUGAUUCUACAUCUUGACGAAGGCAUUAUAUAGAAUUGUUUUAAUCACUUUCAGAUGCUAGAGCAGCAUAUUUUAGUGGCAUUUAUCCAUCGCUUUCCUCAGCAAGGCAUGUUACUACUCUUAUCAUCUAGGGAAAAAAGACAAGGGAAUUUCAGUCAAGCAUUAUUUUCAUAUCACUAGUAUUUGCAGAAUAGGCGUAGAACUAUUUAAAUUUAGACCUUGGUUUGGUAGUUUUGUUUUUAAGGGAGAAAAAAAGAUAAGUUAACCCCUACUUUUCCUGUUUUUGUAUUUAACUAAUAUAUUAUUUCUUUAAGGUUACUCACUUCCCCUACCCCCUCCAAAUACUUUGCAUUCUCAAUUGAAAAUGAAAACAAUCUGAGAGACAGGAAAAGUGCAAUAUUAUCAAGAGGGAUGCCAGGGCUUGUUGGGACAGUGGCGGGAGACCCAGUGGCCCAGUCUGUCGGUAGAAGGAGUAGGGUUACUGUAAGGAGUCAGAGCUAUGGACCAGACAGGUGGCCUCCUGGGGAUUGAUCUUUUCUUCCCCACCUCCCUGCUCCCCCUUCCCUGGCAAGAUGGCAGGGGUCCCCGCCAGAGGACAGCCCCUUUUUCUGUUGGGGGGUCUUCCACCCAGAAGAAAGGGAUUCAGGGAAGUGGCACGGGCUCUUGACCUCCUGGGGCCCCAGCCCUCGGGGCAGAGCAAGGAUAUCCAGGAACUGGUCCUUGUUUUCAUUUCCAUUGUUUUUUAGCCAGCUGCUCAGAAAGACCUGUCCUAAAAAUCACUCCCAGCAGCCCUGUCUCACCCCAGUCUCCAAUGUUUGGGCCAUGAUCCUUUUGAUGUAUGUUCGAGUCUUUCUAAAACUAUGUAACCUCAGUUCAGUUUAUGGGCAGGAACCCUAGAUGUAACCAAAUCCUUUUUUGGGGAUGUGGGUGCUUUGAGCCCUACAUAUCCCAGUGAAACACCAAUUUCCACAAGCCUGCAGCUGGGCUUGGUGCUAAGCCUGGGCCACCCAUUCAUCUCAAUGACUUCUGCCUGAGGAGUGAGCCCUGCCUCUGCUCAAUACCCUGACAGUCCCGAGGGUCUUAGAGAAGCAUCUGAGGGGCCUACUCAGGUCUGCAGACAGAACUGCCCACAACAGGUACCAAGCCAGCCUCCUCUUAACCUUGGUGCUGGUAGAGAAAGCAGCAGUAUGGGAAGUCUCUGGGUCCAAGCCCUUGGAGCUCUGCCCCUCAGGGCUGCAGGGACCCCCUUGCUGGCUUGUCCCCUCCACCUCCAGUACUGUACGCUUGCUGCUCCAACCCCUGUUUGGUGAAUUUCUGUACAAAUAUGGAUCUAUGUGCCCAGAGCGAGACUGUGCCCCCCGCCUGUGGGUGUCUCUAUUUGGAGUGUAUACAUCUAUGUCCAAUCUUUGAGAAUCUCGACGCAGAGUUCUCUGGAAAGAGAACCAUCCACAUAGUUAAAGAAUUAAGAUUCCCUCACUUUUCUGAGGGCCAGUGUGUUAAGUGUGUGGGUGGUGUGUGUGUGUGUGUGUGUGUGUGUGUGUGUGUGUGUGUGUUGAUAAUUUCCCACUUGAACUAAAUAACAUGGGGUUAGAGAAAAAAAUACCAGGCAAGCUGUCUCCAUUAUACGAGUCCUUGGCACCGGGCAGGCCCCACGGGACUGGCGGCUUCUGGCGGCAAGUGUGUUAUUCACACAUGUAAUUCUGGCUGGAGAGUGCAAUGUGUCUUUUUUUGUUUUGUUUUUUAAUUAUUUUAUUAAGUAUUUAGUUGGAAACUUCACACUGGCAUUAACAGAUCUAGCAGAAGCAGCCUAGGCCAUUGUCCCGGGCUCCAAAAUGAAGACGUUGAAAAGAGAGGCUUCUAGGUGUGCAAGCGCUAAGGUGGUUCACUUGGGUCACCUCCUGCAGGUGUGUUAUGUAGCAGGCGGACGCCCACCAUGGCCACGCACGCCAUCACCAUGGGAACCCCAUAUAAUAAAGGAGCUGCGGGCCCUCCGUUCUUGCGUUUCUGAGGGUGGUCAGGCUGUUCAGGGCAAGAACUUGCUCACAAGCUCAGCAGACCUGCGCGUGCAUAUACAUCAGCACCUUGCGUCUAGACUUCAGGCCCUGCCGCAAAUUUCAUGGGAAUCGUGUGGAGGGUUUCCCCUUGACCUUACUGAGCUUUUUGCCUAAAUCAUGAUCCCUGUUUGGGGCAGCCUGUGUGGUUCUCAUGCUCUAUGAUCAGAGAAGGAUGGGGUCAGUGACCUAGAACCUCAUUUCAGGAGAAACAGCCCCACUGAUCUUUAGCUUCCCUCCUGCUCUGUCCUGUGCACCUGUUCCCAGACCACAAGUUGGGCACAUUGUGCUUAUUGACUGGGUAGAGGGCUCUGUCUUCCAAGGUCUUGAUCCCAAACUGCCUACAAGGCUGGGAUUACCAUGCCAUCCCCCUACCCCAAUCCUAUCUUUUUAAUCUUAAGUUUGCACUUCAGCUUGACAAUCAGCCCCCCUCUCCCAUCCCAGUCCUAGAACUUACUGGCCUUCUAGAGUGGGUCCCUGUGCUGAAGGGUCCCUCCUUUGCCCCCAUUCCAUCCUGGCUAGUGGGGCUGGACUUCAGGAGGCGAGAGAGAGAGAAUUGUUUUAAAGCAAAAAGAUGGAUUGAGCACGUUGGAGACGAGCAAGAGGCAUGUCGGUGAGAUGAGUAUGUGCGUGUUUGCAGUGUCUGGGGCUUACCGUCCCUUCCCUGGGAAGGCAGCUUCCAGAAGAGGAUGUCUUCUAGGCAGAAAGGGUAAAGUGAGAAGGCUAAGAGAGGGUUUGGAGUCUGGAGUUUUGUCUAUUAAAAAGGAAGAAGUCAAUUCUGAGUGUUUCAGGAAGAAGAGAGCAGGUAAAGAGGGAAUUUAGGUUCAACACGCAAGGGUCCAGCCAGAGCAGGUUGGAAAAGCACCAAGAUUAGGCCAUAGAAGCUAGCCAGAGGAAACAGCUAUUUGCUGUGCCACAAGCUGGGUCCCCAGCAAGUUCUUAAUACUGAUGUACUAAGUGGAGAGGGGAUGUCACCAGCAACAAAUUGAUCUCUGAGUUUGGAGGUCCUGGCUCCAGAAUAUUCAUCCAUCUCCCAGGUUCCCAGCUGGUUUUGCCCACCUCCCUUUGUCCAAUCUAGAGCUAGCCUCUCAAAUUGCCUGAAUCAGUUGGACUAGUGACCAAAUGGGUCAUGCAGUAAGGGCCCACCACCCCCAAACUAGAACCCUGGGGUCUAGAUACCAUCAAGCUUAUCCGGGAGGAAAGCAACUUGUGGUUCUGUCGAUCCCAGUUAUUCUCAAGAGUCUCUGAUGAGACCUGUGGUUAUUCAGUUUUCUGAGCCUGCCCACUGGUGUGACUUAGAAGACAGAGUGCAAUGCACACUCAUCCAGGCCCUUUCUAGUGACCUCUGACAAAGGCACACUGCUCGUAAAUGUUGAUUUCAGAGAAGGAGGGGCAAACAGAACCACGAUUCUUGAAUCUGCAACUUGUUCUCUGCAACAGGUUUCCUUUAAAUCCAGUACAGGAUGCUAGUUACUGAGCGGUCUGCAGGAAGGAGACUUCCAAGCGAAGCAGAUGUGAGUGGCAGGACCCUAAAGCAUAGGUUUGUGGACUGCAUGGUUGCAUGUGAACUGUCGGAUGUCACUGGGCUCCAGAACUUUGGGGAAUUCCUCAUGGUGUCCACUUAACCCCUCCCAGCUCCUAGCAGGCUCUGUGGGUAUCAGGAGGAGGUCGUUCCCUCUUCCCCACCUCAGCAGAGAAACUGAAAAAAAGGACAUUGAAUUUAGUGUGGUCAAUUUGAAUGCUAAACAAUUUCCAGGAUCAAUGGUGGUGCUAAACUAUCUCCAUGUUUCUAAUAUUUUUAAUAGUGGUUUGUUUUUUUAAAUUGUUCUCAUCACAAAAAUGCAGUGUCCUUGGGGAAGGGACCCAGACCCUUGGCCUGCCACUUUCCAGGUGUCCUUUAUCAUUUGACGGGAUUCUUUGGUCUGCAGAAAAUACUAUCUCGGCAUGCUUCUAGACUGUAAGAUUUGGGUUGUUUUGUAUUUUAUGUUUACAUGCAUUUUCUUGUAUUUCCCUGAAAAUUAAAUAAAGUUUUUGGCCUUUUUAACAGAACAGAAUCACCUUUUAAUUCUCCCUGCCACCAGAAAACCCAUCCAGCUGAAUGGCAAAAGCCACAUUAUGCUGAAUGCAGCGUGAACUGCAGGAUCCCAGCCCGCUGAGGACACUGGAAUUGGGGGGCAGGGAAGUUCCCACCAUUGUUGGUAAGAAUUGUGCUCGAGCCCCUCCCCCUUUCCCGCCUUCUCAUUAGAUGCAGCUUUCUGUGCAAUGGCCAAGGCACAAGGCUUUGAAAGAGAUGCAGAUCUUUGGAUCAAAGACCCACGUCCAGCAGGCCUAGCUGGCCCCUCAGCUUGGAGCCCCUGACCCUCCCUACUUCUGCUGGACUCUAGUAAGCAGGGCUGUCCUGUAGGGAGCUGCCUGUCGCCAUUCAAGGCCAGGAAGAGGCUGGGUAGCCAGUGUCCUCCCAGGAGAGAGGGCAGGAAUGCAGGCAUCCCUGUGUCUCUGAGGCCCCACCCCACCAAAUAAGGAUGAUUCCGAAUUGAGCCUAAACCCUCUCAGCCACCCCCAGCCUCUGCAGCCAGCCAGAUAUACUCGGCACAUCUAGAAAAUUUCUCUUAAGGUCUCUGGUCAGAGGCCUUUUCUGCCCAGCUGUGCCACUCAUUUGGUAUAGGCCUCAGCACCAACCAAUGAGAGCUCAGCUCAGAUCGCAGCCAGGGGCAAGGGUCGGGGCCUGGGGCGAGGGAUGGGGAAAGGCCCUGUUCCUGUCCUGUGAGCUCGCUCAGCACGUCCCUGCUGACCUGAGGACUUGUCAUCCUUCCAUUAGCCCGUAGGUGGCGCUGCCACCCCACAAGGGUCGUGAGCCAGGUUUGAGCCCAGCUCAGCCCAAAGAGGAAGCCUAGCAGGCCUCGUGGACUCCCACCGCUCCUGCCCUAGUAAACAUUUCCCCUCACCGACCCAGGGACCUGAGGCUGCCAAAGGGCAGUGGUUUCUCCUUUUCAACUUGCGAGACUCACCAGGCAUUCUGGCCCCUGUUGUCCAAGCCCCAGGUCAGGCUCGGGCCCC